AUGGAAUUCCCUCGUCAUAGAAUCUUUAAUUUUGAUGGAUCGGGAAUAUCAACGACGCCUAAUGAUAUAUCCAAAGUAAUUUCACCAAUUGAGGUGGAGAAAUGGAUGGUGACUCACCCAGGACUUGCUGUUGCCCAAUCACACUUCAGUGCAAUAUUUAGAGAAUCAUACAACAGGAUCUCAACUGUUGAGAUAGCUGUUAAAGGGCUUAAAACAACUGGAACAUAG
Schistocerca americana (American grasshopper) is the source of this 228-nucleotide messenger RNA. RefSeq lists its product as uncharacterized. The coding region runs from base 1 to 228 and encodes 75 amino acids. Lineage: Eukaryota; Metazoa; Arthropoda; Insecta; Orthoptera; Acrididae. The record is from RefSeq and is a predicted model, not a curated record. The transcript is spliced from 2 exons.